Molecule: messenger RNA, 4390 nt
Organism: Siniperca chuatsi (mandarin fish)
Lineage: Eukaryota; Metazoa; Chordata; Actinopteri; Centrarchiformes; Sinipercidae
Gene: l3mbtl2
Product: L3MBTL histone methyl-lysine binding protein 2
Exons: 19
Coding region: 244-2745 (833 amino acids)
Biological process (GO): regulation of DNA-templated transcription
Cellular component (GO): nucleus
Molecular function (GO): zinc ion binding
Source: RefSeq, a predicted model, not a curated record
AUAGUUAAACAACUUUAUAUCCAAAUAGUUUAGCAGUUGUAUGAAACAUUUCAUUGGGUGCAUUGACAGUAUUAGCCUCAGGCUUUAUGUUAUUGAUAAAAUCAAAUAUCAAGAUUCUUAACCAAUCAAUACAAUAGCUCAUAGAACAACACCCUGCAACUCAAAAGAAGAAAGGAUGUCUUGGCUGUAGAUCCUGCUUUGAACUCUGAGGCAUUGAUGAUCCUCUCGUGAGCAGAACACACAAUGCCCUACCACUGUGUUGCCUAUGGAUGCGGCAAAACUGCAGAAGAUGGCGUGACACUGUUUAAAUUCCCCAAGGACCUUGAGGAGUUUCACAAAUGGGAGAAGCAGGUCCAGCGUACCCGCACCCAGUGGGUCGCCACACCCAACUCUCACCUCUGCAGCGACCAUUUUGGCAAGGAGUACUUUGAGCCCAGACCAUCCACAGGGGCUCUGAAGCUGAGGCCCGGAGCUGCUCCUACAGUGUUCGUCCGUCCGCACUGUUUCUCCUGCACUGGAGUGGGCUGUAGCAAGUGCCUGCCUGCUAUCCAACACCGGGGCAUUACAGCUGAGCCAAAAGAGCGUACCAUAAGUGCAGAAUGCAAUGAAAUGGCGCCCAUUCAGUUUGAUGACACUGAUGGAGGAGGUGAGAAAGAUCAUCUGAUAGGAGGAGGGGUGAAGCCGGGGGGAAAAAACAGAGAAGAACGACCAGUGGUUUGUGAGAUGUGUGGCACUACCGGCAAUAUUAGCACCUUCUUUUCGAAGACCAAACGUUUCUGCAGUAUAUCCUGUUCACGUUCUUAUUCAUCAAACUCCAAGAAGUCCUCCAUACUGGCACGUCUGCAGGGAAAGCCCCCCACGAAAAAAGCCACAGUGCUGAACAAGGUGAACAAAGCCCCUCCAGCCGCAACAGGACAGGAUGCAUCUGCUGCAAGUUUUGAGUGGGGCACCUACUUGGAGAAGGAAACCUCUCUGGCUGCAUCAGUGUCCUGCUUCCCACACGCUCCCCUGUGUGCUCACUGGGAUGACAUCGCCGUAGGGAUGAAGGUGGAGGUCCUGAACACAAAUGCAGUCCUGCCCAGUAAAGUCUACUGGAUCGCUACUGUCAUCCAGGUUGCAGGAUACAAAGUCCUGUUGAGAUAUGAAGGCUUUGAGCACGACAGCAGCCAUGAUUUUUGGUCCAGCCUCGUUUCGGGAGAGCUGAACCCUAUUGGAUGGUGCGCCAUGACGAGCAAGCUGCUGGUGCCACCACAAGAUGUGAAGCAAAACAUCCCAGAUUGGAAAGAGUAUCUGAUGAGGAAGCUGGUGGGUGCCAACACUCUACCUGUUGACUUCUACCUGAAGUUGGCAGAGAACAUGAAGACCUCUUUCAGAAUAGGUAUGCGUGUGGAGGUGGUGGACCCCAAACACGUGAGUCGGACCCGCGUGGCCAUCAUAGACUCGAUUAUUGGUGGCCGCCUGCGGCUGGUGUAUGCUGACCAAAGCGAUGCCCCAGAAAACGCAGUCUCUGAUUUCUGGUGCCACAUGUGGAGUCCCCUCCUGCACCCAAUGGGCUGGUCCAACAAAGUGGGUCACACCAUUAAAGCACUUGUAAAGAGUGUGGAAGCUGCUGCCAGUGGUUUGAGGGGUAACUGUGACAGUACAUUCAUGCUCUUUAAAAAGCCCAGGUUUGUCUACAUGGAGGGAAGUUUCUUUGAGGAAGGAAUGAAGCUGGAGGCCAUUGACCCUCUUAACCUUGGUAGUAUCUGUGUGGCCACUGUACACAAGGUGCUGUUAGACGGCUACCUGAUGGUGGGUAUCGAUGGCACCGUAUCAAACAACGGCUCUGACUGGUUUUGUUACCACGCCUCAUCUCAUGCCAUCCUUCCUGUAGACUUCUGUAAAAAGAACGACAUCCCUCUCACGGUACCUCAAGGUUAUGACUCUCAGACUUUCACCUGGGAGAAAUACCUGAAGGAGACCAAAGCUAAAGCUGCACCGGCACGACUGUUCAAUGCCGACUAUCCAGGUCACGGCUUCUCUCCCAACAUGAAGCUGGAGGCGGUGGACUUGAUGGAGCCACGGCUGGUGUGUGUGGCCACCGUGAAACGCUACGUGGGCCGCCUGCUGCUUAUCCACUUCGACGGCUGGGAGGAUGAGUUCGACCAGUGGAUUGACCACCAGUCCCCAGACAUCUACCCAGUCGGCUGGUGUGAGCUCAUGGGCUACCAGCUCCAGCCGCCUCCUGGACUCGUUGAUUUAAUCGAAAACCAGGCAGCACAGAACAAGAAAUGCAAUGGGAAAAGGAAAAAGAGGAACGCAAAGAAGAGGCUCUCUCAGGACCAAGCUAAAGAUGAUACUGGUCAGAAACCUGAGGUCGUUGACACUGACGUUCCUCCAGGGCUGGAAGGCCUCAGUCUUCCUCCAAAAAUGCCUCUCAUCCUGCCUAAGACUGAGCAAGAGGAGCAGGAGAUCUUUGCAGUGCAGGUGAAAGUGGAGGAGGUGGAAAUGGAGACCUCCAUUGAUCCUCCAGACAACCUUCAACAAGUCUCUCUGGGUAUAAUCAAACAGGAGGAGGGAGAGGAGCAGAGUAAGUCAGGACAACAUCAGGCAGCAGAGCAGAACAGCUUGGAAAACGUAUCGCAUGAAAAGAAGGAGCAGAGUGAAACUGCAGCAGGAAGAAGUGAAGAGUGGGGAACACUGGAAGAGCGCUGUACCGGUGAAAGCAACAUGCAGCAGAGUGAAACAAAAAAAGCAGUGGUGUAGAGAGGAGACAAAAGCUGGCCCAAGAGGAGGGGAGCCAAGGAGAUGAUAGUGCCAUGGACGAAAUUUCAGAGCAGGACACAACAGGAGAUCCUGCAGGAAUGGAGAGGUGAGACGAGUUUCUGCUUAAAGAAGGCAAUGUGGCAAAGAAUAAACUGAUGGAAAACGACUGUAAAAAGACAAAAUGAGACUGACAAAAUGCAGGCUGGGAUAUUUAGAGCAAAUAGAAAGGCACAACAUCAGGAGGAAGAGCCUUUUAAUUCCUGGUGGUUUAAAGUUAUGAUCCGUAAGAUUUCAGUCUUGGUUGAUUUAGCAACACGCAUGGUAACAGCAAGUGCGGGCCCCAGAAUAUUGGGUGCAACCAAACAAACUAAUGUUGUUUUAAUAGAGAAGUCAGACAAUAAUAAUUGCAAAUGCGAUUUAAUACUACACACAGCGCGAGUAGUUUUCCACAGAACAAUGGGGCACUAUAAUAGGACACGUGCAGCCUGUCGCCUGCUGCUUUCUCCAUCUAACAGCUCACUGUGGAGGCUCCUACUUGUUCCAUUGCUCCCUGCAAUAUUUAAAAUGCAUCCACAGUCAAAACGUUCCAAAAUGACUGUUUUGUUUUGCACAUGCUGUUUCUAAGAACAGUGGCAACCGUGGUGACAAAUUCAUUGUUUUCUGUGACUGCUUCACAAUAAAAGCCACUCUGUUUUUCGCCAGAUGAACACUUUUAAUGUGAUCUAGCAGCAGUAGGAAAUGGUGGGUUUGCAUUAGCAUUAACUUAAUACAGCCCAGAUACGGCUGUGGGAGACUGAACAGUAAACAGUGAGGCAGAUAUUUUUGAGAUAAAAUUACAAACACUAACAGUGGAUUACAUGCAAGCAUGUUUCCUGUGAAUCUGUUUGGCUUCGAUAGACAAUUUGAAUCCAGAGCAAGAAUGGUGGACUCCGCCACUACCAAUUUAAAAACUACUAUAUAGAGAAUUAUAGAAUAUAAAUGCACAGAAUAGCUAUUGCUGAAAAAUGCUGAUCAUAAAUAGUAUUAAAAACAGGGUUUGAUUUUAUGAAAAUCUUAAGGGUCAUUACUUUAAAUAUUUUAUACACCUUAAUGACAACAUGCAUGUGGAUCACAAUGACCAGCUUAGCCAGUUUUAAAACUACCUCACUUCCUCUAUGUUGUAACACAAACCUGUAAAUAUGACUCUGAAGGUCUUAAUGUUUGAUCAUUCUGGUUUGACACUGCAUACAAGUGUUUGUUGUAUUUUAUUUUUUCCUGUUUUAUAUCCACAUGUAUUCUUUUUUGUAAAUAUGAAAUCAUUGAUUUAAAAAAAAUACUGUUCCUCAACUUGCUGAUUUGAAUGUUGUCUCAAGGUAUCUUUACAAAUGGGACUUGAAAUUCAGUGAAUUGAGUACAUUCUACAGUUGUGGUUUAGUGGUUAAGGAUAAGUAGCUUAAAGCCAAAAACAUUUUCAAGCAAGUAACAAGCUAAUGACAUUCACUUCAAGAUGCUAAAACGUCCAACAGAGCUGCUGAGGAGCCUGAUAAGAUGGAAUGUGUAUCUAAUGCUGUGAAUGUGAACCAGGGCAGUGCUGACAAAGAGCAUAUGUGCUCAGUGUAGGUUCCCUGGAUGAUAAAAAAAUAAAAUAAAAAUUGUUUUGACCUUU